Messenger RNA from Electrophorus electricus (electric eel), 2052 nucleotides. It is a transcript of the gene ankrd34bb, whose product is annotated as ankyrin repeat domain 34Bb. The record is from RefSeq and is a predicted model, not a curated record. Gene Ontology annotation, molecular function: protein binding. Lineage: Eukaryota; Metazoa; Chordata; Actinopteri; Gymnotiformes; Gymnotidae.
CACACACACACACUCACGCUCGCUCUCAUUUAUAGUGUGCACUUGUUGACUCUUCAGAUCUUCUGAUCUGGCGCGUCGGGUAACACGCGGCCUUUUUUUUUUUUUUUUGGAGUGAGAAACUUGAACCAAAACCGAGAGGGACCGAGGUCUGCAGAGCGCGAGAGGCACUCAUGGAGGACUCUACGGAGGUGCGGACCGAUGGCAACUCCCUCCUAAAGGCCGUUUACCUCUGCCGCUUGCGACUGACCCGAUUGCUGCUGGAGGGCGGGGCUUACAUUAAUGAAAGUAACGAGCGUGGAGAGACGCCACUGAUGGUAGCCUGCAAGACUCACCACAAUGACACUCAGAGUGUGCCAAAACCCAAGAUGGUCAGGUAUCUCCUGGAGAAUGGCGCAGACCCGAAUAUCCAGGAUAAAUCUGGCAAGACAGCACUGAUGCAUGCCUGUGUGGAACGGGCUGGGGAGGAGGUUCUGUCCCAGCUGCUGUCCAGCGGAGCAGAUCCAAGUUUAGAGGACCACUCCGGUUCCUCUGCACUGGUGUACGCCGUCAAUGCUGGGGACAAGAAAGCUUUGCGAGUGUUACUGGAUGCCUGCAAGGCCAAAGGCAAGGAGGUCAUCAUCAUCACCACAGACAAACUCCUUUCUGGGAGGCAAAUGACCAAACGGUACCUAAAUAUCCCUCCUUCGCCAGACUCGGAGGACCAUUUGCACUGUGCUCCCACUGCCUGCAUGUCACCCUCCGAAAUUCAGCUCUGCGCUCCUCAUGUCUCUCCACAGUCAAGCCAGUCAGAGACUGCUCUUGUAAACCUGAGGGAAAACCAGGGAAAGGGUCACACCUCAGACAUGGUGACAAGCGUUUGUCCGAAGCAGGCGUCGCCCAUGCAGGAUCCAAGCACAAUGCGAGCAGUGGGUGUGGCCAAGCUUCUGCACUUACAGAGGCUCCACUCGGAGCCGUGGCUAAAGAUCCCUCCGUCCCUGUUGCUCCAGCAGAGCAAGGCCUCCUCACUGACCGAGGAGCUCCUGGAUAUCACCCCAGAAGAGGAGCUCUCCUUUGGCUUCAACUGCCACCAGCCCUUGCCUCAAAAAGUGCCUUUGGUCACUCGGCAUCAAAGCAUUGAUGCCAAAGAUGCCACUGGUCUGCUCCGUGCCUUGGACCAAGCGGCUGCAGCUGAGAACGAGCAAGCGAAGGAAGCGAAAUGGCUGAACCGCAAAAUGUCCUACGAUGGCAUUUUGCUGCCACACUCCACCUCACACCAGAACCUCCUCAAAGCUGCCUCGGUCACAGAGCCCGUCCCUGUGGGCGAAGACCCAUACUGCCCGCCCAACCUAGUCGUGUCCAGUCUGCGCAACGUGGUCCAUCGCCGCAACAUUGGCAUGGACCAUUACAGCUCAGACUCCCAGCUUCCCCAGUUUGGGAGCCAGCACUCGGACGACUCCGGCAAGGCCAGGGCAGGGGCGGAGGGUGGCGCAGGGGUGACGGAGAAGCGCAAGUUGAUCUCCAGCCGAUCCUCCACCCUGUCUGGUUCAAGGGAGUCCCUGGAGAGCAUCGUCCAGCGGAGGAGUCCAGCGUUGGCAGAGCGUCGGGGUUCCACAGCUCUCCUGCUGGACCAUAUAGCUCAGACGCGGCCAGGCUAUCUGCCGCCGCUAAACCCCCACCCGCCCAUCCCUGAUAUCAAAGCCAGCACCUCCAAUAGACCCACCGGUGGAACCAAGCCUGGGCCCGCCCCUUGCGCUGUGCCUGGGAACGUAUCCAUUGCAUCUGGCCCGAGACAUUUUGUCCCCUGUGCCCCAAGCUUUCCCAGAGACCCGAAGGCCAAGAAGACUCUACUGAGAAGGCAUUCCAUGCAGACGGAGCAGAUCAAGCACCUGGUUAACUUUGAGGAGAUCUUUGGACAGUAAAUGCUUGUGCACGUUUUGGGCAGUAUGACAGCUACAGGUGGGCGCAAACCAUCCCGAAGUGAUGAAUGCAUGAUUGUGAUUCAUAGUAGUCAAACAUUGUGUUCAUUCUGCUUAUUUGGGUGUGAAAAUGCACUGGCUGUUUAAAAUGCACGAU